CAUUCUCAGCUUUGGCAUUAAGAUAAAAACAUCUGUUUCGUUCCGGUCUAUUACUUUGCAUUUAUUUAUUUUCGCUUUUUUUUGGAAGUUGGUAGUAAAAAAAUUUAAAUUUAAGAUUGAUCAGAAAUGAAUUCGUCAAAAGCUUUGGCGAGCAAAAGGAUACUGGCCGUUGGAUUUAGCAACCUGGUAAAGUGCCGUGGAAUGUCAAGACUGGACGACCUUUACUACAAGCCGGGUUCGAUGAAGGACCGUACUUAUAAGCGGACUUGGGCGGAACAGCAGUCGGAGCAUCCGGAAGCUGAGGAGCGCUUGGACGACACCAAAUACAAUCCAGGUCGCUGGACAGAGCGCGAAUAUCAGUCCACCUGGCAGGAACCCGUUUAUGAAGAUCCCCAGGAAGAGGAGCUGGAGGAUUCGCGAUGCCAAAAGGAACCAUAUCAUGCCCCAGUGCUGCGGCGGUCUUUUGAUCCCAGGAGGCGACUCCAGAGGAUCGCCAUGCCCGCCAGUCAGUUCAUCUCGCAGUUCAUUUCCACCCAAACCAAGAACAAGAGGCGUCACAUUGAAGCUGCCGCUGAUCGAAUGGCUUACGAUGGUUACCAACUGGCCUAAAAUGCCUAGUCAAAUGCUUGCUGAUGACGAGGAUGUUAAAUUUUGACUUUAAAUUAAAAGGCUUUUUGUCGUACAACGAAAGAUAAAUAAAUUUAAAUGGCAAUACUGA
Molecule: messenger RNA, 718 nt
Organism: Drosophila biarmipes
Lineage: Eukaryota; Metazoa; Arthropoda; Insecta; Diptera; Drosophilidae
Exons: 1
Coding region: 127-609 (160 amino acids)
Source: RefSeq, a predicted model, not a curated record